This is a messenger RNA of Puccinia graminis f. sp. tritici CRL 75-36-700-3, 804 nucleotides long. RefSeq lists its product as uncharacterized. Bases 1 to 804 code for a protein of 267 amino acids. Lineage: Eukaryota; Fungi; Basidiomycota; Pucciniomycetes; Pucciniales; Pucciniaceae. The transcript has 3 exons. The record is from RefSeq and is a predicted model, not a curated record.
AUGGCGGGAAAUGCCUACGAGCGGGCAUCUGGACAAACCUCGGACGCUGCGCCUCCGAAAGCUCAACUGCGAGCGAUAUAUCUGGACUACCUUGUCUAUUACAGACCUGUGGCAAGCCAACUGGGUAAAGCAGGUAAAGCUUCCGGCUCCAAAGAAUGGGAUCGGGUUGCGCCGCCCUCGAAGUCUGAGACGGUUUGGAAGGUCGACCUGUCUUACUAUGCGUGGGCCGAUUGUCAGCAAGAGAUCAUCCGGCUGUGCGCCCCAACCCGCAAGCACAUCGGUGAUCACCUGCGCCGGCUGCAGGAGGAAGGCUUGCUUAAAUGGCUUUGUAUUCUUCAUCAGGACCCCCAAUUUGGGCAGAAUAAAAACUAUUAUGUCACCAACGACGCGGACUUUGCGCCAUUUGUCCAGGCGGUCGGCAAUAACUCAAGCAACAAGGCAAUGAUCAAGAUCCUCAUGGACGAUCCUAAUAAGUCCGCGAAGGACUCCGACGAGGCCAAAAAGGUGGACGACAGUUUGGCCAUGAACUACGCAGACGAGGACACUCGUCUGGCGCUUCAGCGCGUUCAUACCCGCCUGGCAGUCAAUCCCAAAUCUGAUGUGGGCGCCCAGGAGCGAAUGCGUCUGGUAGCUGAUAUCACCCACCACAUCAGAACCAAGUACGGGUGCAACACAGAGUCCAUGCGGGUGCAAGAUCCAGAAGAUCCGAAGCGAUCCAUCCGAGUGACAACCAAUGCCCUCCGAGCCUGGAGCCGCGCAAUGCUCCAUGGCGCUAAAGGUGUCGACUUGGAUACGGCUCCUUAA